Molecule: messenger RNA, 3541 nt
Organism: Macaca mulatta (Rhesus monkey)
Lineage: Eukaryota; Metazoa; Chordata; Mammalia; Primates; Cercopithecidae
Gene: ANKRD13B
Product: ankyrin repeat domain 13B
Cellular component (GO): cytoplasm
Molecular function (GO): protein binding
Source: RefSeq, a predicted model, not a curated record
UCCCCAUCAUCCCCGCAUCCCUCGCCGGCCGCUCGGGCUGAGGGCCGGGCUAUGCAGCUGCGGGGAGCAGGGGGCUGCGGGCGCGCGUCCCUGCGGCGGCGUCCCCGGGGCCCGCGCCCCGUGCGCCCCCGCGCCCGCUGCGGGCGCCUGCUCCCUCCGUCGAGCCGCGUCUUUGUGUGCGGGGGUGUGGGAGGCGAGCGCGAGUCCGCGCCGCGCUGCCGAGUGCCCGCUCCCUCCCAGGGCGGGUGGGGGCCUCUCCGCGCCACCCGCCGCCGCCGCCGCCGCCGCCUCGCGAGGACGCCCGUCGCCCGCGCCGCCCGCACCGCGCCGGGCGCGCCGCCCCCGCCCGCCGCCGCUCGCACAUGCCCGAGCCGCAGCCCCGCGAGCAAGCAGCGCCGGCCCCCCGCCCCGCGGCCCCGGGCCCCGGCUCCGGCGCCGUCCCUCCUCCCCGGCCGGGCGCCGCGGCCCCGGCAUGAGGAGCGGGCGAUGAUCCCCGCCAACGCCUCCGCCAGGAAGGGGCCCGAGGGCAAAUACCCGCUGCACUACCUCGUGUGGUACAACCGCCACCGCGAGCUGGAGAAGGAGGUCCGCGCCGGCCAGGUGGACAUCGAACAGCUGGAUCCCCGCGGCCGGACUCCCCUGCACCUGGCCACCACGCUGGGGCACCUUGAGUGUGCCCGUGUGCUCCUGGCGCACGGCGCAGACGUGGGCAGGGAGAAUCGCAGCGGCUGGACAGUGCUCCAGGAGGCUGUGAGUACGCGGGAUCUGGAGCUGGUGCAGCUGGUGCUGCGGUACCGGGACUACCAGCGGGUGGUGAAGCGGCUGGCGGGCAUCCCCGUGCUCCUGGAGAAGCUGCGCAAGGCCCAGGACUUCUACGUGGAGAUGAAAUGGGAGUUCACUAGCUGGGUGCCCCUGGUGUCCAAGAUCUGCCCUAGUGACACCUACAAAGUGUGGAAGAGCGGCCAGAACCUGAGGGUAGACACCACGCUCCUGGGCUUUGACCACAUGACCUGGCAGCGAGGGAACCGCAGCUUUGUCUUCAGGGGCCAAGACACAAGCGCUGUGGUCAUGGAAAUUGACCACGACCGCCGGGUGGUGUACACAGAGACCCUGGCAUUGGCUGGGCAGGACCGGGAGCUGCUACUGGCUGCUGCUCAGCCCACUGAGGAACAGGUGCUGAGCCGGCUCACCGCGCCUGUCGUCACCACGCAGCUUGACACCAAGAAUAUCUCCUUUGAGAGGAACAAGACUGGCAUUCUGGGCUGGCGCAGUGAAAAGACGGAGAUGGUGAAUGGGUAUGAAGCUAAGGUGUAUGGAGCAUCCAACGUGGAGCUCAUCACCCGGACACGGACAGAGCAUCUUUCAGAACAGCACAAGGGCAAGGUCAAAGGCUGUAAGACGCCUUUGCAGUCCUUCCUGGGAAUCGCUGAGCAGCACGGGGGCCCCCAAAAUGGGACCCUGAUUACUCAGACUCUGAGCCAAGCCAACCCCACUGCCAUCACUGCAGAAGAAUACUUCAACCCCAACUUUGAGCUGGGCAACCGUGAUAUGGGCCGCCCCAUGGAACUGACCACCAAGACACAGAAGUUCAAGGCCAAGCUGUGGCUGUGUGAGGAGCAUCCCCUGUCCCUGUGUGAGCAGGUGGCCCCCAUCAUUGAUCUCAUGGCCGUCAGCAAUGCGCUUUUUGCCAAGCUCCGGGACUUCAUCACCCUGCGCCUGCCUCCUGGCUUCCCGGUCAAGAUUGAAAUCCCCAUCUUCCACAUCCUCAACGCACGCAUCACCUUCGGGAACCUCAACGGCUGUGACGAGCCGGUGCCAUCGGUGCGAGGCAGCCCCAGCAGCGAGACGCCUUCCCCAGGCAGCGACUCCUCCAGCGUCAGCAGCUCCAGCUCCACGACCUCCUGCCGCGGCUGCGAGAUCUCCCCGGCGUUGUUCGAGGCCCCGCGCGGCUACAGCGUGAUGGGCGGCCAGCGGGAGGCGGCGACCCGGGACGACGAUGACGACCUGCUGCAAUUCGCCAUCCAGCAGAGCCUGCUUGAGGCGGGCAGUGAGUAUGACCAGGUCACCAUCUGGGAGGCGCUAACCAACAGCAAGCCUGGCACCCACCCCAUGUCCUACGAGGGUCGCCGACAGGACAGGAGCGCCCCGCCCACGCCGCAGCGCCAGCCUGCGCCCCCGGCGUCAGUGCCCAGCCCUCGGCCCAGCUCAGGGCCAGGUUCCAGCGGCCACGUGUUCCGGAGCUACGACGAGCAGCUGCGGCUGGCGAUGGAGCUGUCCGCGCAGGAGCAGGAGGAGCGGCGGCGGCGCGCGCGCCAGGAGGAGGAGGAGCUGGAGCGCAUCCUUAGGCUCUCACUGACCGAGCAGUAGCGCCCCCUGCCGGGACCCUCGCCUGCGCCAUGCGCGCCACGCCCAGGGCCAGGAGCCAGACAAGCCUAGGCCUGCGCGCCUGCAGAGCGGCGGCUGGAGACUGGAGCCACUGCCUCGCCGGUGCAGCAGCGCAGCAGGCACGAUUCGGGGAGGGAUUCGGCAUGGCCGCGGGGUACCUUCCCAGCCCAGGGCCCUGGAGGCAGCUGGCACGGCCUGGUUCCCCUGCUUUGCUGUAUGCUGAUUCCCCAACCCGCUCCCCUGGGCUCAGAUCUGUCCUGGGGCGGAGCCAGGCGGUCCUGAGGGCGAGAUGAAUCCUUAGAGGAGCGCUGUCCCCAUCCCUUGCUCCUUGUGGCCGGUCCGCAUUUCUGUUCACUAAUCCCACUCCAGGACACUGCCCCUGAAGCCUUUGCAUCUCUGCUCUUCACUCCUGGGGGGCAGCUGAGCUCCUCGCGUGCUGUGUCGCUGCUUUGUCCCAGACACAAACCAGCACGUCUAGGGCCCAGCCCCUCCCCAACCCCGGCAUUUCAGCGUCAAGUGCACUUACCGGGGUACCUGGCUCCCCCAGCCCCCACACCCGUCCUGGGUCUCAGGGUGGUUCCAGCUUCUCCUUGGGCAGCCAGAAGUUGGAGUCCCAUCCCCCAAGGCACAUUUUUUUUUUUUUUUUUUGGGUGAUCAGGGAGUGUGUCCAAGGUAGCCCCCUGGCCUGGGCAAGCCCUGACUCCCUCAUGGUGCCUCAGAGAGUGGGGAGCAUAUUGGGCUGGGUAAGCACUAGACCCGAGUAGACUGGACACAAAGGGCUCGCCCAGGGCCCUGGCACCACCCCCACCCCUUCCCACCAGCUGCUGCUAGCCUCUGUGGUUGUACAUCCCACUUGCCCCCACACGGAGACUGACUCUAAAACCCUUCAUCCAAUGGUGCUAACACCCGGCUCUCCCCUGCCCCACCUCACCCACCCAGAGAAGCACAGACCCCGCUAGGGGCAGGGGCCCACCGCACACCCUUGUCCCGGGCCUGUCUGGGACUGGCCUUCCCGGCUCAGCCCCUGAGGCUCAGAGGGGACACAAAAAGGGAUGGAAGAAAAGAACAAAGAGAAACUGUUCCUCUCACCCCCUUCCCUGAUGCCAGGGGCACCAGACUGAUUCUGAGGCACAAAUAAAAGAGGCUUCAAACCGGA